This is a messenger RNA of Lampris incognitus (smalleye Pacific opah), 4608 nucleotides long. It is a transcript of the gene col22a1, whose product is annotated as collagen, type XXII, alpha 1. Bases 1 to 4608 code for a protein of 1535 amino acids. The transcript has 59 exons. NCBI's taxonomy places the organism in Eukaryota, Metazoa, Chordata, Actinopteri, Lampriformes, Lampridae. The record is from RefSeq and is a predicted model, not a curated record.
AUGAAAUUACGACUGGGAUUCAGGAUCUCCCUGGUCUUGGUCAUCCUGGCCUUGACGCUGUCGGGCGAGAGAGUGGGUGCCCAGAGGGCAGGGUGUAAAAACGUCCACUACGACCUGGCGUUUAUCCUGGACACCUCCUCCAGCGUGGGGAAGGAGAACUUCGAGAAGAUUAGGCAGUGGGUGGCCAACCUGGUGGAGUCUUUCGACGUGGGGCCCGAGACGACGCGCGUGGCCGUGGUGCGCUAUAGUGACCGCCCCACCACCGAGUUCAACCUGGGGAGGCACCGGACCCUGGAGGACGUGAAGCGAGCCGCUCGCAACAUUCGCUACCUGGGGGGAAAUACGAUGACGGGGGACGCCAUCAGCUACACGACCGAAAACAUCUUCACCGAGAGGAACGGGGCCAGGCCCAAAGCCAGGGGCGUCCAGAAGGUGGCCAUUCUGCUGACCGACGGCAGGAGCCAGGAUUACGUUCUGGAGCCUUCCAGGGAGGCCGCCAGAGCGGGCAUCCGGAUGUUUGCGGUGGGCAUCGGGGAGGCUCUCAAAGUGGAGCUGGAGGAGAUCGCCGCCGAGCCGAAGAACGCCCACGUCUUCCACGUGACCGACUUCAACGCCAUCGACAAGAUCAGGGGCCGGCUGAGGCGGAGGCUGUGCGAGAAUGUGCUGUGUCCAAACAUGAAGGUGCAACCUGAUCGAUUUAAGUCCAGCAGUACCAGUUAUGGUCUUGGAGAGGUUCCAGGAUUUGACCUGAUGGACUACUUCAACGUCAGAGACGUUUUGGGGACCAAGGUCGACGAAGGCCAGAGUUCUUAUGUUCGUCUUGGGACUAUGCCGAUUGUGCAACAAACAGAGGAUGUGUUUCCUCAAGGUCUGCCAGACGAAUACGCUUUUGUCACAACGUUCAAAUUCCGUAAAACCUCCCGGCGUGAAGACUGGUACCUGUGGCAAGUUUUUGACAAAUAUGGAAUCCCACAGGUAUCUAUUCGCUUGGAUGGCGAGAACAAGGCGGUGGAGUACAAUGCUGUUGGACUGACCAAGGACGCGGUGAGAUCUGUGUUCAAGAACCCAGAAGUGGACAAUCUCUUUGAUCGCAGCUGGCACAAGAUAGCCCUCAGUGUGGAGGCCAAGUCUGUGUCUCUGUACCUGGACUGCAAACACAUCCAGACUCUGCCCAUUGAAGAUCGAGAGGAUAUCGAUAUCCAAGGGAAGACGGUCAUCGGGAAGAGGCUCUAUGACAGCGUGCCAAUUGAUUUUGACCUCCAGAGAAUGGUGAUUUAUUGCGACUCCAAACAUGCAGAACUGGAAACCUGCUGUGAUUUACCCAACGGGCCGUGCCCCAAGAAAGUAGUGACAGCGGAGCCUCCUCUGGAGAUUCCUACCCCAACACCCACAGUUGUGGAGCAGAAGAGAGGGCCCGAAGCCAACUGCUCCUGCCCCCGUGGAGUGAGGGGUGAGGUCGGUGCACCUGGUGUUGCAGGUCCUAAGGGUGAAAAGGGUGGCCCUGGCCUGCAGGGGGCCAUUGGACCGACUGGUCUCAAAGGAGAAAAAGGCGAAACUGGCAAAGUACUCUCUGUCAAAGGGGACAGAGGUGAGAAGGGAGAGCCAGGAUCGGAUGGGCUGCCUGGAAAACCCGGUUUUCCUGGGAAAGAUGGUUUGAGAGGGCUGGUUGGCGCCCCCGGGGCUGGCGGAGUUAAGGGAGACAAGGGGGAGAGGGGCCCUGCUGGAUUACCUGGUGAUGUGAUGCAAAGGGACGGCCUGAAGGGCGAGAGAGGAACGGCUGGACCCGCCGGGCCUCCGGGGGCUGACGGCCCCCCAGGACCACCUGGACCACCUGGUAUGCAGGGUUUACCCGGGGAGUCCGGAGAGUUUGGCCAAAGGGGAAAGAAAGGUGAAAGCGGACUACCUGGCGUGGACGGCCUUCCUGGACCACCCGGCCCUAUGGGCCCUGCUGGGCCACAAGGAAAUCCAGGACACACUGGACCCCCGGGCCUUCCUGGGGAAAUUGGCUUUUCAGGCAAGCCUGGAGAAGCAGGGAAACCCGGUCUUCCUGGUAAAGACGGGCUGGACGGUCUCCCUGGAAACGACGGCGCCACGGGCCCGAGGGGAGAGCGGGGAGCAGAAGGGUUUCCUGGCAAGCCUGGAUCAAAGGGCGAGGAUGGACCGCCCGGCCCCAGGGGACCUCCAGGAGAACGGGGGGAAGCUGGUUUACCUGGACGACUGGGUGUCGAGGGACAGAGAGGCGAGAGAGGGCUUCAGGGAGAAAGAGGACAAGAUGGAGCGUUGGGGCCAAAAGGCGAAAAGGGCGACAAGGGUGAAGUGGGAUCCAGAGGACCUCCCGGUGCUCCAGGAAAUGUGGCCAAUGUAAUCCCCGAGCCCGGUGAGCCAGGAAUACCUGGAGAGAAGGGAGAGAAAGGAGAUCAAGGAAAACCAGGGGAAAUGGGACCACGAGGGUUACCUGGCGAACAAGGCUUUAAGGGACUGCCUGGGCCACAGGGUCCCAAUGGUGACACCGGACUUACGGGGGAGACGGGGCGAGUUGGAGACCCCGGCCCUCCGGGAGUAACCGGUCCUCCAGGACCUCGUGGAUUACCGGGCAAUGUGGGCAUCCCAGGAAUCACUGGUCCACCUGGUGUUGCUGGACAGAGAGGAGAGAAGGGGGAGACUGGUAAAGAGGGCCAAGCAGGUCUCCGAGGCCCACCCGGAGAGCCCGGUUUGACAGGACCCCCUGGACCAGCAGGGAAGGGGAAAGAUGGACAAAAUGGCGAGCCUGGACCACAGGGAAUUCAAGGACCUCCGGGACUAAAGGGUCAACCGGGUGCACCGGGACUACAGGGCCUGCCGGGGAGCAGGGGCCCCUCAGGAGAAGGCAAAAUGGGACUGCCGGGAGCUCCAGGGCCUAACGGGGAGCCCGGGCCUGCGGGCCUGCGAGGUCAAACAGGUGUUGCUGGUCCUCAGGGCCCCGCCGGACACAACGGUUUGCCGGGACGGCCAGGAGAGAAGGGCUCACCGGGAGAACCUGGAAAAGAAGCGGACAUCUCUAAGCUGAAUCUCAAGGACGUGUGCUCAGACUGCCCCCCUGGACCAGCGGGUCCGCCUGGACUCCCGGGUGUACCGGGGGACAAAGGACAACCAGGGCCACCAGGGAAAAACGGUCAAGAUGGUUACCAGGGCCAGUCGGGUCCGACCGGACCUCCAGGGCCCCCCGGAGCUGAUGGAGGCAAGGGCGUGAAAGGUGAUCGCGGACCUGCUGGAGCACCUGGAGACAAAGGGGACAAGGGGCAUCCUGGACCUCCUGGUCAUCCUGGACCUCCUGGCAUAAUGGGCCAACCUGGUAAUGAUGGACAACCCGGCCUCAUCGGGCCUCCUGGAGCCCCUGGGGAAAAGGGCAAAGAGGGUCUCAAAGGAAUCCAGGGACCACCAGGUCUCCCAGGCUUGAUGGGUCAGCAAGGUAAGAUGGGUAAAGACGGCAGACCAGGUGAACCAGGAGAUCCUGGUAAGCAAGGAGAGCCCGGACCACCAGGAAAUCCCGGCCUCAGAGGACUCCCCGGUUUUAAGGGUCACAGAGGCGAACCCGGAUCCCCCGGAUCUCAGGGAGAAGACGGUAAACCCGGAUUGCCUGGACGUGAGGGCAAACCUGGGAAGGAAGGCUCCACGGGCCCUCCAGGGCCAGAGGGAUUGAUGGGUCCAAGAGGGGAAUCGGGCAAACCAGGUGAACCAGGACCCUCAGGAAAAGCAGGCAUUCCUGGAAUUCCAGGUCUUAUGGGAGCCAAGGGAGAGGCUGGAAACCCCGGAUUACCGGGCUUUAGCGGGCCUAAAGGCCCUGCGGGUCCACCUGGUCCAGCUGGCCCCGAGGGGAAACAGGGGAUGCCCGGCAGAGUCGGCGAUCGUGGAGUCAAGGGAGAUAAAGGAGACCCGGGUAACAAGGGGGAUAAGGGACAUGGAGGAGAGCCGGGUAUGCCCGGGAACCCCGGCCCCCCGGGCAGAAAGGGCCACACGGGUAUGAUGGGCAUGGCAGGACCACCGGGAGAGCUGGGAUCAAUCGGACCACAGGGCCCCACCGGAAAUCCUGGUCUCCCGGGCCCCAGAGGAGAGUCGGUAUCACUGGAACAGAUGCGACGGCUCAUCCAGGAGGAGUUAGCCAAACAACUAGAUGCCAAGUUGGCGUACCUCAUGGCUCAGGUUCAGCCGGCCCACGUGAAGAGCACGGCAGGCCGGCCUGGACCACCUGGUCCUUCGGGCAAAGACGGCAUGCCUGGCCGCCCGGGCCCCCCUGGAGAGCCCGGUAUGCCAGGGCAAAAUGGCGGAGAGGGCCUUAGGGGACCUAUGGGCCCUAAAGGUGAGAGAGGUACAAGUGGGGAGAAAGGAGAGCCUGGUGUUGGUGAGAGAGGAGAGCCAGGGCUGCCUGGUCCCAUAGGCCCGGCUGGUUUGCCAGGAUAUGGUAAAGACGGUAGCCCGGGACAAGCUGGAACCCAGGGAGAGCCAGGAAAUCCAGGUCCUCACGGCCAGCCGGGGCCCCCGGGUCCCACUGGCCAAUGUGAUCCCAGCCAGUGUGCCUACUAUGCCAGCCUGGCGUCAAGACCCCACACCAAAAACGUCAAGGGGACUUAA